Molecule: messenger RNA, 1016 nt
Organism: Hyla sarda
Lineage: Eukaryota; Metazoa; Chordata; Amphibia; Anura; Hylidae
Gene: GNPTG
Product: N-acetylglucosamine-1-phosphate transferase subunit gamma
Exons: 11
Coding region: 41-943 (300 amino acids)
Cellular component (GO): Golgi apparatus
Source: RefSeq, a predicted model, not a curated record
UCCACUUCCGGGUGACGGAGAAGUCAUGUGACUGAACAUCAUGGCGCCCUGGUUGUGGCUUCUCUUGUGUUUCGUCUAUGAUGCGGCGGCCACAAAGAUGAAGAUUGUGGAGGAGCCCAAUACAUUUGGACUGAACAAUCCGUUCUUAUCACAAGCAAACAAGCUGCAGCCGAGGACAGAUCCCGCUCCAGUCUCAGGACCACCACAUCUUUUCAGGUUGGCUGGGAAGUGUUUCAGUUUUGUGGAAUCCACAUACAAAUACGAGUUCUGCCCUUUUCACAAUGUAACUCAGCACGAACAGACCUUCCGCUGGAACGCCUACAGUGGCAUUUUAGGGAUAUGGCAAGAAUGGGAGAUGGAGAACAAUACAUUCACCGGCAUGUGGAUGAGAUCAGGAGAUUCUUGUGGAAACAGAAACCGACAAACAAAGAUUCAUUUGGUCUGUGGAAGGAGCAACAAGUUGUCUGCGGUAUCGGAGCCGAGCACGUGCGUCUACGCUAUGACAUUUGAAACCCCGUUGGUGUGUCACCCACAUUCCCUGCUAGUCUACCCUACUCUAGGAGAAGCAUUGAGAAGACAGUGGGAUGAAGCAGAACAGUCUUUAUAUGAUGAACUUAUCACUGAACAGGGAUAUAAGAAACUGCUUCAAGACAUAUUUCGAGAAGCCGGGUACCUAAAAAAGACCAUAGGGAACGAAAGUGACGUUAAGCCCAACCAGACUCAUUCAAAGACAUUCGACACACUGGACCAGUGCAGCGCGGCUCACACCGAAUUAUCAGAGGAACUAAAGAGACUACAAGGCAUCCUGGCGAGACACGGCAUUUCUUAUCAGAAAAACGGUUCAUCUAAUCCAGAAUUGCCUCCGGUGAGUUCAGUCGCACCGACUCCAAAGGAUGAAAAGAAACAUCUACGAGGAGAUACCGGAGAUCGAGAUGAACAUUAGUGACAGACGUGCAGGAUAGAGAUGAGCGAACUUACAGUAAAUUCGAUUCGUCACGAACUUCUCGGCUCGGCAG